This is a messenger RNA of Phragmites australis (common reed), 782 nucleotides long. RefSeq names its product H/ACA ribonucleoprotein complex subunit 2-like protein. Gene Ontology annotation, biological process: snRNA pseudouridine synthesis; rRNA pseudouridine synthesis. Gene Ontology annotation, molecular function: box H/ACA snoRNA binding. NCBI's taxonomy places the organism in Eukaryota, Viridiplantae, Streptophyta, Magnoliopsida, Poales, Poaceae. The coding region runs from base 85 to 537 and encodes 150 amino acids. Gene Ontology annotation, cellular component: nucleolus; box H/ACA snoRNP complex. The transcript has 4 exons. The record is from RefSeq and is a predicted model, not a curated record.
CGUUCCCUAAAACCCUAGCUCCAGCCUCCGCCCUCCAGAACCAACAAAACCCGCGAAGCCACAAGGGCGAAAGCGGCGGCGGCGAUGGGGAGUGACACGGAGGCGGAGAAGAAGAAGACCCCGGUGGCGCUGGCGCCCAUCGCGAAGCCCCUCGCCGGCAAGAAGCUCUGCAAGAAAACCCUCAAGCUCGUGCGCCGAGCCUCGGAGGCCAAGUGCCUGAAGCGGGGAGUCAAGGAGGUGGUCAAGAGCAUCCGCCGUGGAAACAAAGGGUUGUGUGUGAUUGCUGGAAAUAUUUCUCCUAUUGAUGUGAUUACACAUGUUCCAAUACUUUGUGAGGAAGCUAAUAUUCCUUACAUAUAUGUUCCAUCAAAGGAGGAUCUUGCGACUGCGGGAACCACUAAGAGGCCUACUUGUUGUGUUUUGGUUAUGACCAAACCAGCCAAGGGGGAGAUCAGUGAAGAGGUGAAGGAGAAACUUAAGUCAGACUAUGACCAGCUUGUGACGGAAGUUGCUGAAGCUACAUCUGCAAUGUUCUGAGAAUAAUUCCAGAUCACAGUAACUGGGAAUCAGGCAACUCAUUGUGCACAUCUUUCUUGGUGUAAUGUGUAACAUGAUACUGUCAGCCCACCCUGCUUGUGUGAACUGCACCAGUAUGUUUUCCAGGGUGGCUGGAGCACCAUCGGUUGCUCACCUAUAUUAUGGAUUGCCCUUGUUGGGCGUACUAUUCUAUUAAUGAUUACAUAAAAUUAGCCAAUUAUAAUGAUUGGUGAGCAGAUUGCUUA